ACCAACUCCGAACCAACACUAAGCCAAGAACGGAUCAUCUCGGAUGAAGACUCAUUUUAGGGGUACCGGUAUGUAUCACUACAGAUAUCAUUUUGAUAACCAAAUAAAGCUUGUAUACUUUGAGAUGACAAUACGAUAAUACACUGUGGAAAAAAGUUAUGAUGGAAAGAUUGAGGGAGGAGGGACAAUACUCUCCAACUAAAAGAAAACGUAAGCUGUUGCGUGGAGGAGGAAAGGAAGGAGAGUGAUAAAAGAGCUGCGCGACAGAUUUCUGCAGGUUAUGGUUUAGCUUCCUCUCUCUCUCUCUGAGGAUGGAGAGCCUAGAUGGAGAUGAACUCUGCUACCCACAACUCAACUCCUCCUGCAAGAAACCAACACAUCCGUACACUCAGGCCAUGCUGAUCUAUGUCCUGCUUUCAUCCAUCUCUCUGAUCACUGUGGCUCUUAACCUGCUGGUCAUCAUCUCCAUCUCACACUUCAGGCAGCUCCACGCCCCCACCAACCUCCUCCUCCUCUCCCUGGCUGUCUCCGACCUGUUUGUGGGCUUCCUGCUGAUGCCCGUUGAAAUAAUCUACAUCGAGGCCUGCUGGUUUCUCGGUGACAUCGUGUGCACUCUGUAUUACGUUAUCGACUACAUCAUCACAUCUGCUUCGGUAGCAAACAUGGUGCUCAUAUCUGUUGACCGCUAUAUAGCCAUUUGUGACCCGAUGCAUUACGGCACCAAAGUCACAAAGAGGAGAGCACAAAUCCUGGUGUGUCUGUGUUGGAUUGUCUCUGUUUUCUACAAACCUCUGCUUUUGUACGAUCACCUAGAAAAGCCGGGCCGGUCUAACUCUUGUUUGGGAGAGUGCGUUGUUGUCAUUAACUACAUUGCAGGAGUUAUUGACCUUGUUUUCUCCUUCAUCAUACCCAUUACUGUCAUCAUAGUUCUGUAUUCGAGGGUGUUUAUAGUGGCUUUGUCUCAGGCUCGAGCCAUGCGUUCCCAUAUUGCAGCUGUAACAGCGCAGUGUUCAGGGACAGUAACCGUGAAGAAAAAAGAGAUGAAAGCAGCCAGGACUCUCGGUAUUGUUAUUGUUGUGUUUCUGUUCUGUUUCUGUCCGUAUUAUUACCCCGCUCUGGCAGGCGAAGACACUUCCGUCGACGCUUCGUCUGCAGCUUUUGAGAUCUGGUUGGCACAUUUUAACUCGUGUUUGAACCCGGUCAUCUAUGCCUUUUUCUACCCCUGGUUCAGAAAAUCCAUUAAACUCAUCCUAACACUUCAGAUACUGAAGCCUGGUUCCCGCGAGGCUCAAAUACUAUAGUGACACUCCGAGUUGUUUAAAAGUUGUUUUUUAUGAAAGGGAAAUGUAAUAGUUUGCAGCAGUCACAAUGUACUCAUUAAAGUAAUAUCACAACGUAGGAAAACUUUGUUACAAGUAAAAUACAUGCAUCAUAAUUCCACUUAAAACUCAUUCUGCACAAUCUUCCCUUUCAGAAUAUAAUAUAUUUUAGUGUUAAAUGAUUGAUGUUUGAAUGUGAUUAUCAGUCUAAUGUUGCAUUGCUUGGUAUGCUCCUCUUUAAGUGCUUUAUUGUUGUGUGUGCUUUAAGGACACUUGGAUUGUAAAGAAGAGGAAGAGACGAGGAGAGGGUUAUGAAAUUCAUCUUGUUGUAGGAUGGCUGUAUUUUCUUUUUGUUGGUUAUUGUGUCAAGGAUUUUGUAAAUGUUUUGUUGGAAUAUGCGCCAUGUGAUAAUAUCAGUAACCAUGUUGGAAAUAAGCAUUCUCACUUUCCAUGUUAUCCUUGCAUUGUUUUCUAUAUCCUUAAAUAAAAUCAAUC
Gymnodraco acuticeps is the source of this 1814-nucleotide messenger RNA. Its product is annotated as trace amine-associated receptor 13c-like. Lineage: Eukaryota; Metazoa; Chordata; Actinopteri; Perciformes; Bathydraconidae. The record is from RefSeq and is a predicted model, not a curated record. Gene Ontology annotation, cellular component: membrane. Gene Ontology annotation, molecular function: trace-amine receptor activity. Bases 312 to 1301 code for a protein of 329 amino acids. Gene Ontology annotation, biological process: G protein-coupled receptor signaling pathway. The transcript is spliced from 2 exons.